UUCCCAUUUCAUACCCUCUCUCUCUCUCUCUCUCUCUCUCUCUCUCUCUCUCAUCACCAUCAAGAAUCAUCCAAGAAAUCACAAGCCAUAACUUUCCCCAUAAACCAAAAUUCUUUCCAAAAUCCAUUUGAUCACCAAGAACUGCUCACACCCAGUAAGCAACAAUGAGUGCUCUUCAAUACCAAGAUGCCAUCAACGCCCCAGACCUCCAGAUAUGGAACAAUGCCGCCUUUGACAACGAAGAAUCCGAAGGCUCGGGCGCCAUUAAAGCUUCCUGGUCUAAUAUGGACGCAGUGAACCUGUCCGAGUCGUUUGAAUCCGAUUGCAGCAAAGAAAAUCUGAGCCCUGUGGGGAUGAAAUCCCCUGUAUAUGAGAAAUCUUCGGUACCGAUUAAGCCGCUUUGCCCGAACAGCCUUAUCGGGAACUUGCAAGGGAAGAAAUUGAAGGUUCUGCUUGAAACUCCGGUGGUAUUGAAGAAGGGAUGUGAAGAAAAAGAGGAAAAAGAAAGAUUUUGUGAUGAGAUAAAGAUUGAUUCGGAGAUUGAAGAGAUUGAAAAGGAGAUUAGUAGGUUAUCGUCCAGGCUCGCAACGCUUCGGCUGGAAAAGGCUGAGCGGAAUGCGAUGAAGACCGUCGAAAGGCGCGGAAGGAUCGUACCGGCUAAGUUCAUGGAGCCGAAACAGAGUUCGAAGAAUUCAGAUUUGGUGAGAAAGAUUGAAGAAACUUCAAUGUCAAGCGUGAAACCGAAGAUUAACCGACGGGGUAUGAGCUUGGGGCCCUCGGAGAUAUUCUCCGGAGCCAGAGCUCGGCAGCCGGGCAAGCCAGAGAUCACACCGGUCCAGUCAAUACAGAGUCGCCGGAAAUCAUGCUUUUGGAAGCUUCAAGAUAUUGAUGAGUUGAAAGUGAUCAAAGAAAGGGGGAAGAGUCUGAGUCUUAGUCCAAAAUCACGCAAAACUGUGUCAAAGACUCAAGCUCCGAAGCAAGCCGCAACUACGGCGGGGUCUAAAAAGCCUGUAAAGAAAGAAGAUGGGGUUCUUUCAUCAAUUCAGCCAAAGAAGCUGUUUAAAGAUGGAGAAAAGGAAAAGUCAGUGACCGCAAAGAAACCAUUGAAGCCUGGCAGGGUUGUGGCGAGUCGGUAUAAUCAGACUAAUGGGAAUUCGAGACUGAGCGAUGGGAGGAAGCGGUCUCUACCGGAAAAUGAUAAGGAGGAUGGUAAGAGGUGUGACAAAAGACGCGCUUCAUUGGUUGGAAAAUCAGGUGGGAAUAAAGGAACGGAGAGCCGGUUGAAGAAGCGGUGGGAGAUGCCGAGUGAGGUAAUUGUGUUCGAGGGUGAGGAGGGUGAGUCUGCAGAGUCAAUUGCUGAGAUGGGUGGCGUGCUUCCCAAGAUUAGGACUAUCCGGUGCGUGAAUGAGACUCCAAGAGACUCGGGACCGGCCAAAAGAUUUGCUGAAUUGAUUGGGAGGAGGUCGCAUUUCGACAAUGAGGAGGAGGCGGAGCCUUCAGUUUGGCAGGCUUUGAGUUUUGAAGAAGAAGAUGCUGAGGAAGAAUGAUUGUUGUUGCUUCAUUGUUGUGAGCCAUAACUCUUGUUAUGGGGUAAGCAAGUUAUGUUUUCUGUGAAUUGGCUGUAACUGUAAGUUUCUAGCUUAAACUUUGCUUGUUCUGCUAUGCAAUAAAUUGGCUAAGAUGUUCUAUUGCUUGAUGAUGAUGCUACAUGAUUUUCUUACAUGUUUCUAUUUAUAUGCUUCACAAGGGGAUUUCAUCCGA
Messenger RNA from Corylus avellana, 1761 nucleotides. RefSeq lists its product as uncharacterized. Lineage: Eukaryota; Viridiplantae; Streptophyta; Magnoliopsida; Fagales; Betulaceae. The record is from RefSeq and is a predicted model, not a curated record.